GUCGGAACUAUUAAUGAUCCCGCAUGAUUUACAGAGCGGAUUAAUAAUUGUAAUUAUGCGGCAGAGAGAUUCAUUACGUAAAAUCCGUAUUAAAACAUCCUUUCGUGGCUUAUCGGCUUUUCCAUGGUAGCAGAAGAUAAAAGUGUGGCGAGGAGAACGAAGAGAGGGUUGUAUCAUAUAGAGCGGAUAUUUCAGACAGACAGUGUAGAAAAGAAUGAUAGUAAUUGUUUGUGUGACAGUUUUGUCUUUUUAGUUAUAGCACAAUAUUUAUUUACUAGCUUAAUUUAUAAAGACUCUGAUGUUCAGUGAUUAUGAAUCGUUUACGUUCUUUGGCCAUUCCCUUGCGUUUCACAUCUGUUCAUCCCAUCAAAAUUGUGCUGAUUUAAAAGCUAAGAGUGCAAUGAUAAGUCAAGAUCCAAAAUGUUAAUGAUCGGAAACGGGAGCAAGAUAUACGAUUCGCUCGCAUUUUGUUCUUGCUCAUACCGCGAAGAAUGAGCGCGGCGGGUGAAAGUGGCGUCAACAAAGUAAGAAAACUCGUCUUUUUUUUCAUUCUUUUACGUUGUCAUCCUCCGGAAGAGAAAAGUCCUCUCAGCGACUAAUAGGAAAAACGUGAUCGCCUGCUUGGCAGCAGCGAAGAAAAACGAGCGAUGAGAGGAAGUAUCAGCGCAAUAAAUCGAACCCACGUUUGCAGUCGCAUCUCAAUGCCUCAUCUUGUUCUUCACGUUUCGCAUGUACUUCUCACUCUACGUAGAAUCGAAAUGACGUCACGCGUCGGCAAAUUAAGGACACUGUGGCUGUUGCUCACCCUUGUUGUUCUUCUCGAUGGCUCACCGGCGAUGAAAAAAGUCAGCAAGACUCCAGCUGGUUUUCGAUAUUCUCAGGAUUUAAACGCGGAGGCUACUGGCCAUGGAGGCGGUGACAGACACCACGAAGAGGGAGCCGGCUCGAAACACAACGAGGACCACCACGACACGCACGGCCAUAAGGGCGAUAAGGGUUACAAGGCUUUCCAUGAGUCUGAGAAAAGCGAUAAAGGACAUCACGAUAAAGCGAAGCACAAACAAGAGUAUAAGGAGGAAGAUGGUGAAGAGAAGAAGAAUCACGAAGAAGCUGGGCAUUAUGGCGAGGAGCAUCACGGUGAGGAGGGUAAGAAGCACGCAAAGUUUGGUGAAGAGGGCAAGCACCAAAAAGGAUAUAGUACGAAGGGAGAGCACAGUGUAUUCAAAAAGGAUGAGUAUGAGAAGAAACAGGAUUUUUAUGACGAAUAUCACGAGGAUGGAGGAAGUGAAAAACACGGUGGUUGGCAUGAGGAACACGAAGGCAAGAAGGGUGGUCAUGAAAAGAAAGGCUCUCUACAUGCGGGACACCACGAGGGUCAUCAUGGUGCGGAAAAGAAGCACGAGGGAGGUCACCAUCAUCACGAAAAGAAAGGUCAUAAAUCGGCAGAAGGGCACGAUAGUCAUCACGACCAUAAUGAGAAACACGGCCAUAAAGGCGGACAUGCAUCAGGACACAAAUGGUCGAAAUCAAAUCAUCAUUGACAAGGCACAACAAAACUUACUUUUAUAUAAUCGAAAGCGUUUUACUUACGUUUAUUUUGUCGAGAAUUUUACGGAUAGAAUAAAGCUGCAUGUUUGGAGCGACAUCGAAUGGUGUGAAUC
Solenopsis invicta (red fire ant) is the source of this 1661-nucleotide messenger RNA. Its product is annotated as histidine-rich glycoprotein. The record is from RefSeq and is a predicted model, not a curated record. Lineage: Eukaryota; Metazoa; Arthropoda; Insecta; Hymenoptera; Formicidae. Bases 648 to 1541 code for a protein of 297 amino acids. The transcript is spliced from 5 exons.